Dufourea novaeangliae is the source of this 1062-nucleotide messenger RNA. RefSeq names its product transducin beta-like protein 2. Bases 1 to 1062 code for a protein of 353 amino acids. Lineage: Eukaryota; Metazoa; Arthropoda; Insecta; Hymenoptera; Halictidae. The record is from RefSeq and is a predicted model, not a curated record. Gene Ontology annotation, molecular function: protein binding. Gene Ontology annotation, cellular component: endoplasmic reticulum. Gene Ontology annotation, biological process: endoplasmic reticulum unfolded protein response. The transcript has 6 exons.
AUGUUCAAUAAACGUGUAAUCGUUUUUUACUCCUUUCCUUAUGUAAUUGAGGUAUUGCAUAGGACUGUUUUACUGUGGUGCACAAAAGAACUUACAAUAAAGGAGAAGAAAUCUCUACGUGUGAAUAUUGAAUUUGAUCAUGCUACAUUGAUACGUUGGUCUCCAGAUGGUAAAGCUUUUAUCAUACACAAAGGUGUGGCAAACUCUAUCGAAGUCUACAAGAUUUCCAAAAAGUCAGAUGGUACUUUGGCUUCUGCAACAAAAGCGUUAGAAUUUCCAAAGAAACAUACCGACGAUGUAGUUGGUAUGGACAUUGCAUGCACAGGAAAAUACAUAGUCACAUGCAGCAAAACAAAUGAUCUUGCGAUAUGGGAUCUUAAGGGUCAGAUUCUUGCAACAAUAGAACUGCAUUUGGGUUCCACUUACAGAGCACGUGUAUCACCUUGUGGGCGUUUUGUUGCCGCUUCAGGAUUUACACCAGACGUGAACGUGUUUGAGAUACUAUUUACCAAAUCCGGUGAUUUCAAGCAAGUUUCAAAAGCUUUCGACCUUGCUGGUCAUUCAUCUGGUAUACUUGAUUUUAACUUCAGUGCUGACAGUAGUUGUAUGGCUACUGUAUCAAAGGAUGGGACUUACCGCUUAUAUAAUACAAGAAUUGAAUUUGAGAAAGGGGAAGAUCCGCACAUGCUUUUAUCUGGGGCAUGGGAUAGUGCACCAACAGCUAACAUUGCAAUCUCCCCCAACACAGAAGUGUUAGUUAUAGCUCACGGAUCCUCGUUAAGUUUUUAUUCGACAAUUAAUGGCUCUCUGGACAGUACUAUAGAGGAUAUCUUUCUGGGUCCCAUCACGUGUCUGACCUUUGAUGCCCUAGGAGAGUACGUGUUGGUAGCUGGAGACAAGCAUAUAAAGAUCUUCCGCAAUGUAACCGGUUAUCGAACGGCCAUCGAAUCCGCGAAACUCAAGCUUACGCAAAAGCAGACGUCCGCGACAAAGGAACGCUUAGAGAAACUCAUCAUUGACAGCCGGAAGUUUCUUCAAUCAAUGGGAGAGAAGUGUCCUUAA